Molecule: messenger RNA, 963 nt
Organism: Prorocentrum cordatum
Lineage: Eukaryota; Dinophyceae; Prorocentrales; Prorocentraceae
Source: the annotation of a GenBank genome assembly
AUGAGUGCUGCCACAGAGGCUCUGGAAAGCCCUCAGGGCAUACGAACCGUCGUUGUCAGGCCGCACCAGGCGACAGAUCCGACGCAGAUCUCCCUGCAGCUGGAUGACCUGAUCAUUGUCCUGGAGCAGGACUCCUCCGGCUGGUUCGGCGGCCACAGGGACGGCGAAGAGGCCACGGGCUGGUUCCCGGGGUCCUGCGUGCGGCCUCUGGAUCCCGAGCCCUUCCUCUUCCCGAGCACGGGGCGCGACGGGCAGCAGGAGCCGCUGGAGACGCCGGCGGCGGCCGCGGCUGUGCCUGAGGCGGGCAGCCCGGAGAGCCAACCGGGCACCUGCGCCGCAGGACCGCGGCGGGAGCACGGCGACCAUCACCAGGCAGCCGGCUGUGCCGCCCAGGGGGCCCCGCGAGUUGGCCACGGCCCCGAGCACCAGGUGCUCCACGUGCCCACGCCGCAGCGGAGCGGUCAGGCGGGGCUGCCCGCGGCCUCGCCGCCGGGCAAGGGCCCGCUCCUGUCGGCGAAGGGCCCGGCGUUCGACGCGACGGUCUCGAGGAGCCCCGCGGAGCUCCCCGCGGGCGAGGCCGCCGAGUUGCGGGCCAUGGUCGCCGGCUUGGCCGCGGAGGCGGCGGAGCUGCGCGCCCGCGUCGCCGAGCUGGCGGGCGAGACGGGCGCGCUGCAGCAGCAGGCGGCGUCCGAGGCGGCCAGGGUGGCCGGGCUGGAGGCCGAGCUGCGCUGGGAGCAGGAGGGGCGGCGGCGGCUGGAGGGGCAGUUCGAGGAGCAGCGCGCGGAGGUGGCCUGCCUGCACGGGGAGCUCAGGGCGCUUCGGGACAAGCUGGACGACGGGAGGCGGAGCGCGCCGGGGCCCGAGGGCGCGCGGGCGGUGCAGGGCGCCCCCCUUCGGAAGCCGCGGGCGGUCUCGGGAAGGUGGAAAGCUGGCCCGUGGACGUCUGGGGCCAGGUCGGGCUAA